Molecule: messenger RNA, 1884 nt
Organism: Durusdinium trenchii
Lineage: Eukaryota; Dinophyceae; Suessiales; Symbiodiniaceae
Source: the annotation of a GenBank genome assembly
AUGGCUGUGCUGGAAGACAACAGUGUCCAUGCGAUUCAGUUCACCGUCCUCUUCAAUGGUGCGCUCUUGCUCAUUUUCCUGGUCAUCUUUGAAGUCUCCCGGACAGAACUUGAGGUCUUGCUGAGAAAGCCUGGUACCAGACAUCAAUUGGCUCCCAAACUUCCGGCACCCGAAAGCGUGGGCGUCCUUUGGACCCGAUGUCCACAGCUCUUGGUGGGAGGCUUCAUCGCCUGGGCGACGGAGCUGGCGGAAGCGGAGGCGGAACCGGAGCUGGGUUUGGACGCGCAGGUCUUAAUUCGUUUCUGCCAACUGGGAUUGAACUUCAGCCUCGUGGGCACCGCUUUGUCUUUGAUCCUUCUGCCGAUGUAUGCCACGGGUCCUGGUGGUGCGCCUGGCUUCAAUAUACUGUGCCUGUCGAAUUUACAAGUCAAUGGCUCUACACGUUUUUGGUGUGUAGUCCUGGCAGCCUACAUCUUAACCUCUGCCUCCAGUUAUUUGGUGCUUGCUGAGUGGCACACCUUCGCCCGAAUGCGACGAAGGCACUUCGCGGCUGCAGCCUCUGGUAGGUCCGGGCCUGUUGCAGCCCAAGCCUGCAGAACCCUUUUGGUCCAGGAAGUGCCUUUGAGACAGUUCUCAGAGGAGGAGAUCAGUGCGUUUUUCGAGAAGAUUUAUGGUCCAGGCUCAGUCUACAGCUGUGCUUGCGUGGGAGAAUCAGAGACUCAGAUGACUCAGUCCAUAGAACUCCCUUCAGUGCACCUCAUCCAGAUGAACAUCUCUGCAUCUGCAUUUGUGACGCUAAAGUCGGCGGAGCAUUGUGCUGUAGCCCAGCAAGUGAUUUUGAGCCAUGAUCCAGGCUGGAAGGUGAGUGGGGCCCCAGAGCCUCGGGACUUAGUGUGGAGGAAUGUGAAAAAACCACUGAGACUGACAGAGAUGCAUCACAAGGCGGGUUUGGCUCUGAGCAUUCUGGGCAUCUUGUUUUGGUCAGUUCCAGUGACUUUGAUCCAAGCCUGGGCCAAUAUUGGCACACUCUCGCGGUGGAUUCCAGCUGUGGUGAAAUUGAACGAAGUGUCACCCACCUUCUAUUCCUUCUUGACCAGCUAUUUACCCGUGCUCGCCUUGAUGGGUUUGCAAGCCUUAUUGCCUCAAUUCUUUCAGGCGAUGGCUAUGGCCGAGGGCCACCGAACGAAAAGUGCCAUCCAACGAGUGGUCUUGAACCGAUGCUUUUCCUAUCAGAUGGCUUCAUUGUAUGUGACCGUUUUGUCCGGAUCCUUGUGGGAUUCUCUCCAACAGAUUCUGGAUCAUCCGCAAGAAGUGCUGGACAUUUUGGCACAUUCCUUGCCCAAAGCCAACGUUUAUUUCCUCUCAUUUGUCAUGGCUAGAGCAUGUACGGGCAUUCCAUUUUUACUCUUGCACUGGCAGUUCUUUUGUGCCAAGUGUGCUCCCCAAGAGCAGAUACACAGUGCCUAUGGAUAUGAGGCAGCCAACCUGGCGUUGGUGUUUGUCAUCGGGCUAACGUACUCGUUCAUCGCUCCUGCCAUUCUUCCUGUUUGUGCACUUUAUUUUGCCUUUGCCACGCUCUCCUACCGGUGGCUCUUCAAGCACGUUUAUGACGAAGAGUUUGACAGUGGGGGUCAGUUUUGGUACGACCUCUUCAACUGCGUCUUCGUCGGGUUGCUGCUCAGCACGCUAUCUUUAUUGGGAUUGGCCGCGCUCUAUGGUUCAUCCUUGCAGGUGUUUGCUUUGAGCCCCCCUGCCAUUCUUGGUGAUGUACCUGGCUUUCCGUGGUUGGAGAAAUGGCUGGAAAUCGCGGUGGACUUCCCUGGAAGAUGCCAUCAAUGCGGAAGAGGGUGGAGUGUCCACCUUCAAGACAGAUCUUUAUGCUGA